Molecule: messenger RNA, 7515 nt
Organism: Leptinotarsa decemlineata (Colorado potato beetle)
Lineage: Eukaryota; Metazoa; Arthropoda; Insecta; Coleoptera; Chrysomelidae
Gene: jbug
Product: filamin-type immunoglobulin domains fbug
Biological process (GO): actin cytoskeleton organization
Molecular function (GO): actin filament binding
Source: RefSeq, a predicted model, not a curated record
UCAGUAGAAGAUGACGUUUUUUCAAUACUGAGUACAUGGAAUUUUCUUUUUCAGAGUGAUUGGAAUGAUGGAAAAGUCAUAAGCGAGAUCAUACGAUCACUAGGAGGUUCAGCUACAGCUCCAGAAAAAUUGAAAAAUGAUCCUGCUUACUGGGAGGCUAACCUGAGUCAAGCUUUAGAAUCUGGAAAGAGAAUGGGCGUGCAACCUGUGUUGUCAGCAAGGGAUAUGGCUGACAAAAACGUGGAACAUCUAGGUGUAAUGGCGUAUGCUGCUCACUUUCAAUGGGUACCUGAAAGACCUCCUCUGAAUGAUCUCAUCAAUGCCACACUCAAUUCAACUUCAGGAAGAGUUGGAGAGCAGACACAUUAUCAAGUCACUCUGCUAGACUCCUCCCUCUCUUACUCAAAAGUGACAACAGAAAUACGAGGCCCGGACAAUAAAGUGUACCUCGGUAAGAAUCUAAAUCAUGGUAGAGGAUCAUUCGUCCCCUCCAAAGUGGGAAUGCACGAGUUGAUUGUCAAGUAUGAAGGAGAAGAAAUUUUGACUGGACAUUAUUUUAGAGUUCUACCUCCUUUGGUGGAAGUUGCUCCUCCAGGAAUGGCACCCUGUGCUCUAGGAUCGUUGGUACAAGUUCUCGUUAAUGCCACGGGUACACCGAGAAGGGAAGAUAUUUUGGUAACGGCUUACAGCCCAACUGGUCGCCCCUUGAACUGUCCUCUAACAGUAGUAGAUGGAACUAACAGCGCCACUUUCAAACCCGAUGAGGCUGGGGAGUGGAGGAUAGAGAUAACAUACCAGGGAAAACAGAUUCAGGGUGGUCCAUUUACUUGUUCAGUAUUCGAUCCUGACGGGGUGCACGCAUCUGGUUUCGAAGGGGCCCUUCCUCUAGUCCCCCACGCUAUUGAUUUGGAUUGCAGAGCCGUGGGAGUUCCAGGGGACGUUUCGGCAGAUAUUGUUCACGAUAAACGAUCGGUUCAUUGCCACGUGGAGAAGUUGGACAACUUCCACUAUAGGAUACACUUCACCCCCAAAGAGGCCGGCAAACAUAGGGUUUACGUAUAUUUCAACGGUUAUGAUGUGAAAGGAUCCCCAUUCAUGAUGCGCGUUGGAACCCAAAGGAGGUCCAAAUCGUCCAACAGCAGUCCCAGCUCAACAUACAGGGCCAGUCCAACCAAUCGCUUCAAUUCUUCCAGCCCAACUGCCCCUAGUCCCAAUACAAUGAAAAAUACUAUCUACAAUAGUUACAGACAAAACGCAAGCCCCCUUCUAGAAGAAACACAAAAAUUCGCACAGGAACACCACAUGAGAUCAGUCGCUGAGAAGCGUAUGACCGCAAACUCUCCCAACUUUGCUGACAGAAAUAGUCCCAGCUACAUGCAACGCACGAACAGCCCGAGCUACAUGCACCGAACCACGAGUCCAAGUUACAUGCAUAGAACGGCAAGUCCCAGCUACCAACCACCAAGUCCCGGCUACCGUCCCUCCAGUCCCUCCCAAGGUCGAGACAGUCCCGAUCGUAUCACAAGUAAAAGACUGAAUGAAAAAAGAUAUGACACUGCUAGUCCUAGUUUUGCAAAGAAAACCGAGUUUGAUUUCACGUCGAAAAUGUCAUCGAUGAGAAUGGCAGAUUCUAGAAGUCCUAAUUUUUUGGAGAGGUCCAGCCCUGAAGUAGGAAACUACAGCUCCACUUCGAGAUAUGACAAACGGGUAACUGAAAGUCGAACUUACAAUUCCUCAGCCGACGGAGUCGAUACGAGCCCCAUCAUAAAAGUAUCAGCCAUGACGGACAACUCUUCUUCGAGAAGGGAUUCCUGGGAUGCAAUUGCGAAAACAAAAAACAUGCUUUCUGACAGAAGUCUUGAGUCCUUGGCCAACUUGACGGAAUCGCAGCUGGAUUCUGAGUUGAGGAGAAAAAAAGCGGAAGAACAAUCAAGGUUCAUUUCAAAGGAGCAAAGCUACAACAGAAAUGAGCAGUCUUUCAAGACGAGUUACAACCAGAAUUUCACUUCUCAAAAAUAUUCAACGAACGUUGAUGAAUAUGGGGAGAGGGGUUACGGCAGGAACUCUCCCGUAUAUUCAAGGGCAGUGAAGGGAGGCGGAGCAUCUUCAGUGAGAGUACAACCAGUGCCUGAUGGCGUUUUAGGCCAGCCUGUUGAGUUUGAGAUUGACGGCAGUGGUGCUGGAUCUGGCGAUCUAGAAAUCCUGGUUGAGGGAGGAAGGGUUACAUCCAGCGUCAGGAGUCUUGGAGGGCAGAGAUUCAAAGCUGCAUUCACACCUCAUCAAGCUCUUCCCCACAGAGUUGACAUCAAGUUCAACGGCGAAACAGUUCCAGGUAGCCCUUGGCAUGUGAACAUCAUGUCCAACAACGCCAACCUGUCCGUCUUAGGGGAGUCCACAAGGCUGGUACCAGCCAACACCCCUACCGUUUUCGAAAUCAUCACCACCACAAAUACGGCUCCCGCGGAUCUUUCCGUACAGGUCAUUUCCCCCAGCAAAAGGGUAGUACCGGCGAGGGUACAACCGGGCAACCGUACCGGUGUGCAAAGCGUCGAAUUCGUACCGACGGAAGUUGGUACUCAUGUAGUUGAAGUUUCCGUUAACGGGGAGAAACUUCCCUCCGGACCCUUGGUCGCGAAAGUUUAUGAUGCCGGGUUGAUACAGGUGGCUGAUGUCGGUGGGGGUGUUAUUGGUCAGCCGGUUCAGUUCAGAGUUGAUGCCAGUCAAGCCGGGGAAGGACAGCUGGAAAUCUCAAUAAAUGAAGGAGAAGUCCCGAACCACGUCCAAGUCGUCGGCGGAGGCAGAUGCCUCGUCUCCUUCACCCCAGACCAAGCAAAACCCCACCUAAUCGACAUCAAAUUCAACGGAGAAACUGUUAGGGGAUGCCCGUUUGUCUGCUCUGUUUCUGACACGAGCAGAGUUAUUCUCUCCUUGUCCCACUUGGAACUCAUUCCAGUGAACCAACCGAGCUCCUUCCACAUGGGCGUGGCUGGUGGAGGAGCCGCGGAACUAGCUGUAGCAGUUAGAGGACCGAUAGGCGAGUUGCCUGUGAAAGUCACGGGUGAUAUCCAUUCCGGCUUCACAGCUGAGUUCACCCCCACUCAAGUGGGUGCCCAUCAAAUCAGCGUGGACUACAACGGUAGGCCUGUCCAAGGCACCCCGUUCAUAGCCAAGGCCUUUGAUUCUAACAAAGUGACCGUUGGAACGGUUGCCAGAGGCACCGUAGGCAGACCAGUGACUUUCUCCGUCGACGCCAGCGAAGCUGGCGAAGGAAACCUCGAGAUAACCAUCUCAGCCAGAGGGCUUAACAUUCCUACGCAGGUCCACCCACAAGGCAACGCCAGGUUUGCGGUCAGCUUCGUACCUGCCGAAGCCUGCGACCAUGUCGUGAACGUGGCUUUCAAUAAGAGGCCUGUGGUCGGGUGUCCGCUCAUUGUGAGUGUGGGGGGUAGUGGAACGGGACCCAGUGUGACGUUGCCGGGACCUGGACCAGUACACAGGGCUAGUACGUUGUUGAUCAACCAUCCCGGAAGACUUGAAGAUAUUGAAGUUAACGUUGAGGGACCCGGCGGACAAUCAGUACCGACUCAAGUACAGCCCCUAGGAAACGGUCAGUUUAGGGCUGAAUUUGUACCGAGGGUGGUUGGUGAACACCGAAUCAACGUCAGUGUCAGUGGAAUCCCUACUGCUGGUAGUCCCUACGCCGCAAAAGUGUACGACGUGCAGGCCAUUAGAAUCACCGAAGCAGCCACUGGCAUCGUUGGCAAAGCCGUUACAUUUUUAGUUGAAACAAGCCAAGCAGGUCCGGGAAACCUAGAAGUGACCGUAAAUGGCGGUCUUGUUCCAACAUCUGCCCAAGCUCAGGGUCCUCACACCUACGCAAUAUCGUUCACACCCAGAGAAGCUACAGAGCACUCCGUAGAUCUGAGAUUCAACGGCCAAGACGUUCCGGGUAGCCCAUUCAAAUGUAACGUGUCUCCCGCUGCGAAGAUCAUAAUCCCGGAGACACUGGAUAAGGUCUCAGUUGGCAAACCUUGCACGUUUGUUGUGGAUAGUCCAAACCCUCCUAUUGUUGAGAUUUUGGGACCUGCUAGACGACCUUUAGUAACACAGGUGCAACCUCAAACAAACACCGUAGGCAAGUUCGACGUUACCUUCACACCAAUCGACGUUGGCGACCACAGUGUUGAAGUUCGUCUUCAGUCCGACCAUAUAGAAGGAAGUCCCUUCCUCAUCAAGGCUUACGAUGCUAACAGAGUAACGGUUACAGACAUAACCGAUGGAAUAGUCGGCAAACCGGUUUCGUUCAGCAUCAAUGCUUCUCAAGCUGGAGCUGGUAAUUUGGAAAUUAUCGUUGCUGUGGGUGGCAGAAAUGUUCCAAAUUUCGUACAAAGCGAAGGAAAUGCAAGGUUCAAGGUCAACUUCAAGCCGACCGAGGCUGCAACGCAUACUCUCAGUGUCAGGUUCAAUGGUCAGCCCGUACCAGGUUCGCCGUUCAACUGCAAAGUUAAUCCAGGAAAUACGCAGCCUAGAGUUCCAGUUUCUGGUAACGGCAUUGAACUGUCUGCAGUAGGACAUCCAGCUGAAAUCAAGAUUGAAGGAGUAACAAGUGGAGAACCUCAGGUAAUAGCAACGGCCCCUAGCGGAAAAAACAUUCCGACAAAACUCAUCGUGAACGGAGAUACUUACAUCGCCAGGUUUGUCCCCGAAACAGUAGGACGACACUCCGUAGCCAUCUUGAUCAACGACCAGCAUGUCAUCGGUUCUCCUUUCAGCUGCAAUGUGUAUGACGUGAGCAAAGUAAUCGUAACAGGCCUGCCGGGACGUAAGACUGAUAUAACAAAAUCCAUCAACGAAAUCAGCCUAAAGGACAUCGGCCCUGCUGAGGUUGGUAAACCUGUAACCUUCAGCGUGGAUGCUGCACAAGCAGGAGAAGGGACCUUGGAGCUUGUGGUUUCAACCCAGCACACUACAAUUAAGGCAGAGGUGGUAGCCUGUGCUAGGGGUUUAUAUGACGUCACUUUCGUUCCUUUAACAGCUGAAGACCAUUACGUCAACAUAACCUUCAACGACAUGACUGUGGCAGGGAGUCCUUUCCACUGCACCGUCAUUGAGUCCACCCAGUACUUCCAAAUUGGAGCUACAGCUUACAUCGAUUUGCCCAGUGAGAACCACCGUAUUGAAAUUAGCGAUCCCAACAACCACCAUGUUAAGUACAUCGUGAACAAUUACAAAGGAGAGUUCAACUUGACGCAGACUGGAACUUAUAGAGUUGAUAUUCUCAGAGAUAAUGAGAUAGUGGCAACAAGGACGUUGCAUGUUUUUGACACGACGAAAAUCGACGUGAUCAAUGUACCGGAUGCCGUUUGUCAUAGACCUGCCGUGGUUGGAAUCAAUAUGAAUAAAGUUGGACCUGGAAAAUUGACAGCUGCUGUAAAGGUUGCCAACAGAGAUGUAGCACAUAGUGUGAGACAGAGUCCUACCAAUUCCAACAUGUGGGAAGUUGUGUUUCACCCAAUUCACGCUGCACCUCAUAGAAUCACGCUGUUUUAUAAUGGAGUGCCUAAGUUUGGAGUUUUAGAAGUACCAGUUAAAGGUCCAGGCAACGAACCUUGGUCUGGUGGAUUAGGUUUAUAUCAGGCAAAGGUAGGCAAAGUGAACUCCUUCCACAUCGAAACGUUGGGUAGAUCAGCAAGAGAGUUCGACGUAGUGGUCAGCGGUCCGACAGGCUCAGCCGUUCCUGUUAGAUGUUAUCAGACCAAGACUGGAAAACUCCAAGCAGAGUUCACAACGAGGGAAAUAGGUCCGCACAAGGUGGAGGUGCUCCACCAAGGCAAGCAUCUCAACGGCAGUCCUUUCACCUGUAACAGUUUCGAUCCUGAUAAUGUACGAAUCGUUGAUAUUCCUUCUUCGCAAGGCAAUGUCGGAGAUAAGGUGUACUUUAAUGUUUCUUCCAAGAACUGCGGCUCGGCUGAACUGGAAAUCCAAGUGUGCAACCCCAUCAACCAGACCCUAACCGUCCACCAAACCCCCAUAGAUGACAAACUCGUCCAAGUCAUGUUUCUACCAACUCUAGCGGGCCUAUACCAAGUGGUCGUAACUUACGGAGGUGUCCCGGUGAAGGGGUCCCCUCUGGCGCUAGGGGUUGGUCCUGUGGGUCCGACGCCGCCCCCGAGGGCCGUUGGAAAAGGGCUAGAGGUGGGACGAGUGGGAGAGAGGACGUCUUUCACCGUGAGCAGCGUUGUGCAACCGAGGGUGACUGUCGAAGCCGUUGAGGGUAAUAUCGAUGUGCAGAUACAGACCACGAAGCCAGGCGAGUAUACGAUUACGUAUACGCCGAAGUGGGUUGGUAGUUACGAUAUCAUCAUCAGUAUUGGUCCAAAUGACCUUCCUGGAUCACCGUUCAGACCCAUCAUCGUCGACCCAUCAGCAGUGCGGCUAAUCGGAGGUUGGACGCAAUACCUCGACGAUUCCGGACGCAUAAAACUUCCCGCUAAGCUGGCCUUUGACACGUCAAACGCCGGUCCGGGCACUCUGGAGUGCAAAAUUGCCGGCCGAAAAGUGAACACCGACAAAAACGGAACUCGGGUUCGAUUCGACAUAUCCGGCGAAGGUCUCAGCCCGGGAGAACACGAUUUCGACAUCAGGUUCGCCAACAUACCAUUGCCCGAAGCGCCCAGUGUUGUCGCUUGUCUUGGGGAUCAAGUGGUUCUUACUGGAUUAGGAUUGGCGCAUGCGCAGUGCAGAGAACCGGCUGUGUUCACCAUUGAUGGGUCGAGAGCUGGCAGUGGAAACCCGGAAGUGACCUUGCAUGCUGCAGAUACCAACAUCCCUGUUCCCGUUAUGAUCAGCCUAGCAGGAGACAAAAUCUGGAAAGCUGCCUAUACGACAACGAUUCCAGGAAACUAUUUGUUGUCAGUACUUUGGGCAGGUAGGCUAGUCAAAGGAUGUCCUCUGAUAGUAGAAGCCAAAGGAGGAGCAGAUGCUUCCAAGGUACUCUGUUCUGGAGAAGGCCUUCGACAAGGAGUAGUAGGACGAGAAAUCAGAUCCUGGAUAGACACAAGAAGGGCUGGUCCCGGAGAACUGACGGCGCACUGCACUGGCCCUAAAAAAGUGGCAUAUUGUGAACUUUAUGACCAUGGAGAUGCAACUUUCACGCUGAACGUCAAGCCUCAAGAGUCAGGAAGACAUGCACUCACCAUCAAGUAUGCUGGUCAACACGUUCCCGGAUCACCCUUCACUUUGAGAGUGGCUGGAGCUCCAGAUCCCAGCAAGGUCCGGGUGUACGGUCCAGGUGUAGAACAUGGAGUUUUAGCAACAUUCCAGUCGCGAUUCAUUUGCGACACGCGGGGAGCAGGAGCCGGACAACUCACUGUUAGAGUUAGAGGUCCUAAAGGAGCUUUCAGAGUUGAGAUGCAGAGGGAAAGUCAAAAAGAUAGGACUAUACUCUGUAAAGUGAGUUAUUUCGCUGUUAAGAUCAUGAAAGACAGUAGAGUUCCAUAAUUAGGAAUGAAGGAA